Molecule: messenger RNA, 2151 nt
Organism: Triticum dicoccoides
Lineage: Eukaryota; Viridiplantae; Streptophyta; Magnoliopsida; Poales; Poaceae
Product: putative disease resistance RPP13-like protein 1
Exons: 4
Biological process (GO): defense response to other organism
Molecular function (GO): ADP binding
Source: RefSeq, a predicted model, not a curated record
AUGACCAUGACCUACAGGAGGCCUAAGCUGGACCUCGCCGGCGACGACCAUGCCCCGCACAAUGAGCUCUCCGCCUCUCCAGUUCCAUGGACGGCAACGACUGGGAUCCCACGCUCGAGCCCGACGAGCUGGGCUAGCUCGACAGCGAGGUCGUCCGCGCCGCCCACCAUGAUUGUGCACAGAACAAGAAGCAACAUCCAUGCCUCUCACCAUGGUAAUCCAAGCCAGGAGAAGGUAGGGGACUUUGACCGGUCGGCUAUUGUUGGAGACAAGGUCGAGGAAGACACAAGAGCACUGGUGACCCAAAUCAUGCAGACGCGAAAGGAUGUCAACAAUAGCAUCAAGGUGGUUGCUAUCGUAGGUGUUGGUGGGAUCGGCAAGACCACCCUCGCCCAGAAGGUCUUCAAUGAUGAGGCAAUCCAAGGUGAAUUCAGCAAAAAGAUAUGGUUGAGCGUCAACCAUAACUUCAGUCAUGUUGAUCUGCUGAGAAGGGCCAUCAUUGAAGCUGGAGGAGAUGCCCAACCGCCGGAAAGUGCAAAGACCACCCUUCAUGAAACCCUCAAGAACACAUUGAUUGACCACAAGACCUUUUUGGUAAUGGAUGAUGUGUGGAACCAUAGAGCAUGGGAUGACGUGCUGAAAAUACCCUUAGUUAAUGUUGCUGCUUCAGGCAGCCGAGUCCUUGUCACUACCAGAGAUGAAGGUGUUGCCCGAGGGAUGAGAGCUAUAUGGCCGUACCACCAUGUCGACACAUUAGUGCCUGAGGAUGCUUGGUCAUUGCUCAAGAAGCAGGUAUGCUCAACUGAGAUAGAUGAAGAUCACAUCAAUACGCUAAAGGAUAUCGGACUGAAAAUUAUACAGAAAUGUGGUUGUUUACCAAUUGCUAUUAAAGUGAUGGGAGGACUCUUGCGUGAAAGAGGGGGGCUACGUCGUGACUGGCAGCAUGUUUUGGAUGAUUCCAAAUGGUCAACAACUAAAAUGCCCAAUGAUCUCAACCACACAGUAUACUUAAGCUAUGAAUAUAUGCCUUCUUACCUGAAGCAGUGCUUUUUAUACUAUUAUUUUCUUCCUAAAAGUAGAAAUUUUCAUAUGGAGCAAGUCGUGGAAAUGUGGAUAAGCGAAGGAUUUAUUCAUGGAAACUCCGGUGAUUUAGAAGAACUGGGAAGAAAUUACUACAAGGAGUUAGUAUCUAGGAACCUUAUAGAGCCAGAUAAAUCGUAUGUUGAAUUAUCGGUUUGCCACAUGCAUGAUGUUGUUCGUUCAUUUUCUCAGUAUAUGACUAAAGAUGAAGCACUCAUAGCUAAAGACGGAGACAAUGAUAUUAUUGCUAAACUUGGUUCACAAAAGUUUCUUCGGUUGUCCAUAGAAACUAGCGAAUCACAGUCAGUUGAACUUGAUUGGAAAUUACUACAGGUGCAUCAAUCAGCAAGAACAUUGAUCUCAACAAUCCAGAUUAAGAUGAUGCCUGGUGAUUCAUUGGUUACUUUUUCUAGUUUGCGGGCUCUGCAUAUAGAAUCUGCAGAUAUGGUUGUAUUGCUUGAAUCGUUGCAUCAACUCAAGCACAUGAGGUAUCUAGCACUAGUAAAUGCUGAUAUAUCUGUACUUCCGGGGAACAUUGGCCAGAUCAAACUGUUGCAAUUCCUUGACCUUUUUGGAUGUACAAAAUUGGUGAGUCUUCCUCAUAGCAUUGUGAAGCUUGACCAGCUGAGGUUACUUUCACUUCCCCAAGCAAGUAUGGUACCUAGAGGGUUUAGUGGUCUGACAAAUAUGAGGAGACUAAAUAUAUUUCGAGCACACAUGGAUGGUGAUUGGGGUAGUUUGGAUGAGUUGGGGCCUAUUUCUCAACUCAGAGUUCUCGAAUUAACCGAAUUAGAGAAUGUAUCUGCUGCCUCAUUUGCUGCUAACGCUAGGAUCGGUGAGAAGAUGCACCUUAUCAGGCUAUACCUAAACUGCACUAGUAAACUGGGAGAUGAUGGGUUAGUCAAUGAGAAGGAAAGUGUCUCUGAGGAAGAGCAGCAACGAAUUGAGAAGGUUUUCGAUAAGCUCUGCCCUCCACAUGGUGUAGAAUAUCUUCAUAUCUACGGGUAUUUUGCCCGGCAACUUCCGAGAUGGAUGAUGUCCACAUCAAUGGUGCCCCUUGACAACUUGAAG